AUUGAUGUUCUCUAGAUCAACAAGUCUUUUCUUAAAAAGAAGACUAGUUAGCAAUCUUUCAAUGGCCCCUUCAAGAACCAUGGUCAACAAAAUUUUGCCAAGUGCUGCUGAAGCUGUAAAGGAUAUUCCAGAUGGAGCUACACUUUCAGUAGGCGGAUUUGGACAGUGUGGUUUACCAGAAAACCUCAUCCAGGCCUUAGAGGAACAUGGAGCCAAAGAUCUUACUUGUAUCUCAAACAAUGCUGGAGUUAGUGAUUUCGGAAUUGGAAAACUCAUGGGUAAGAGACAAGUAAAGAAAAUGAUAUCUUCAUACGUCGGAGAGAACCAAAGGUUCAAAGACCAAUAUCUUGAUGGAACUAUUGAAUUGGAAUUAGUGCCUCAAGGAACCCUUGCAGAAAAACUUAGAGCAGGAGGUGCUGGCAUUCCUGCCUUCUACACUCCAACUGGAGUUGGAAGUGCAGUAGCUGACGGAGGAGCCACUAUCAAGUAUAAGCCAGGCACUAAGGAAGCAGAGAUCCUCUCUGAGCCAAAGGAAGAGAGAAUCUUUAAGGGAAGGAAGUAUAUUUUAGAAGAAUCUUUGACUGCUGACUUUGCUCUUGUUAAGGCAUGGAAGGCAGACAAGGCAGGAAAUGUCAUCUUCAAUAAAUCAGCAAGGAACUUCAAUGCUGAUUGUGCUAAGGCAGGAAAGAUUUGCAUCGUGGAAGUUGAAGAAAUCGUAGAAAUUGAUUCUUUUGACCCAGACCAUGUCCAUCUUCCACAUAUCUAUGUUCAGAGAUUAAUUAAAGGAGAUAAUUACGUCAAACCUAUUGAAAUUUUGACAUAUUCUAACCCGGGAGAAACAGGAGCUUCUAGUUCGAUCUUCCAAGGGGAAGCAGGAGAGAGAAGGAAGAGAAUCGCUAUGAAAGCAGCUUCCUUAAUCCAAGAUGGAAUGUACAUUAAUUUGGGAAUCGGCAUCCCUACUCUUGCAACUAAUUUCAUUGCUCCUGACGUUCACGUCACUUUCCAGAGUGAGAAUGGUAUCUUAGGACUCGGAGAGUUCCCUCCAAAAGACAAAGUAGAUGCUGACCUAAUCAACGCUGGGAAACAGAGCGUUUCAGUAGUCCCAGGGGCUUCCUUCUUCACUUCUUCAGACUCAUUUGCAAUGAUUAGAGGAGGACAUGUCGAUAUCACUUUCUUAGGAGGAAUGCAAGUAGCCGAAAAUGGAGAUCUUGCCAACUGGAUCAUCCCAGGAUCCCUUAUCAAAGGAAUGGGAGGAGCAAUGGACCUUGUUGGAGGAGCCAAGAAGGUAGUUAUCAUGAUGGAGCACACUGUGAAAGGAAAAGAGCUAAAAAUCCUGAAAGAAUGCACACUCCCAUUAACAAGACCUCAAGUCGUUGAUACAUUGAUCACAGAUCUAGCAACAUUCCAAUGGAAGGAGGGAAAGAUGAUCUUAACAGACAUCGCUGAAGUGACAACUGUUGAUCAUGUAAGAAGUGUCACAGAGGCUUCAUUUGAAGUGGCAGACGAUUUGGGCAGAUACUAAAUUUCAGCAUAUUAGUCCUAUCAAUGUUAAAAUCUAUUA
Molecule: messenger RNA, 1561 nt
Organism: Moneuplotes crassus
Lineage: Eukaryota; Ciliophora; Spirotrichea; Euplotida; Euplotidae
Source: the annotation of a GenBank genome assembly